This is a messenger RNA of Caenorhabditis elegans, 611 nucleotides long. NCBI's taxonomy places the organism in Eukaryota, Metazoa, Nematoda, Chromadorea, Rhabditida, Rhabditidae. The record is from the annotation of a RefSeq genome assembly.
AUGAAUGGCCACUUUGAAGUACUCGACAAGGAAAUGGCUUCUGCAGAACUUCUGGAAAUUGUUCAAAAGGAUAACCAUUCCGGAUGCCACCAUGUCUGCCCAACAGUUGUUAGGGAGGCCGAUGCUUAUCGUGUCGGACCAGGCAAAGAUAUCUGUUUUGGAUAUUUAUUUCACAUUGGCGGGGCACCGACUGAUGUGAUUGGAGUGGUCGUCGAAGGCAUGCUCACCCGCCAAUGCCCUCUUCUGAAAAAGCGGCUCGUUUCCGCGUACAUGACCAAAAACUGGUCGCUAGGACCGUCAAACGCACAUUUCCACGACGCGGAUGGUGAUGAAGCAAUGGAGUUCUAUGUGAACCACUUCAACUCCAUCAUCCAGCACCACGAAAUUGGGGAAAAGGUGGAGUUGGAGUCGUUCGUGUCGGGCUCCGUCGUCGUUAGAAGCGCGAUAUUGGUUUUAGCCGAAAAGUUGUAGCUAGUCUGUUGCCGAGCCAUCAUUUUUAUGAUUACAAUGCUCUUAUUUCAACACUCCAUUUUCGGUGCUCCAUCACUUUAUCAAUAUGUCCACAACGAGAUUUUUUUAGAGAUGUUCUACAUCCGACUUCCCAAUUGAUU